AUGAGCAGUGUUAAUUUUUUCUUCUACUUCGUCAGCCGAAUCCUCAUCAACACUGUCGUCACCAUCCUCAAGUACUUCAUAGAGUUAUCUCGACACAACUAUGUGACCCCGACCUCUUAUCUAGAGCUGCUGCAGAGUUUCGCUGCCAUGCUGACCAAGAGGAAGGCUGAGAUGCUGCAGAGUAUCUUACGACUCCAGACUGGUCUAGACAAGUUGUUUAACACUGCAGAGAUGGUGAAGGUGAUGCAGAAAGAGUUGGAAGAGAUGAAGCCUCAACUGGAAUCUGCUCAGGUUGCAGCUCAAGAGAUGCUAGUGGAGAUUGAAGGAGACAGGGAGGUGGCAGAGAAGACUCGCCAGGAGGUGGAGGUCCAGGAGGCAGACGCAGCCCAAAUGGCAGCUGAAUGUCAAGCUAUUGCAGAUGAUGCCCAGGCUGACUUAGAGGAAGCAAUGCCAAUGCUACGUGCUGCCGAGGACAGCCUCAAGGCCCUCAACAAGAAUGAUAUCACUGAGGUCAGAGCCCUCAAGAGACCUCCUGCCGGGGUCAUAUUGGUAUUAGAGGUCAUAUGCAUAGUAAAAGACAUCAAGCCAAACAAGGUGGCGGGCUCUAAGCCGGGAGAGAAGGUCCUGGAUUACUGGGAGCCGGGCCGCCUCAUGCUGUCGGACCCCGGAGCCUUCCUCACCUCCCUAAUGAACUACGACAAGGAAAACAUGACAGAGGCGCUCAUCGCCAAACUCGAACCCUACAUCAACAACCCCAACUUCCAACCAGCAAAAAUCAUCACUGUGUCGAAAGCGUGUACGUCGCUGUGCAUGUGGGUGCACGCCAUAUACAAGUACUACUUUGUGUACCGUGCAGUGAUGCCGAAGAAAGCUGCGCUGGCAGUGGCCAAAGCAAAAUUGGAUGAAACUGAAGCUGUUCUUGCCCAGGCUAAAGCCAGAAUGCAACAGGUGAUGGACAGAUUGGCAGUGCUGGAACAGACACUGCAGGACACGAUGGACCGCAAGAACGAGCUGGAAGCGAACUCCCGGUUAUGCGAAGAGCGCAUGAACCGUGCAUUCCGAUUGGUGAAUGGAUUGUCAGAUGAGCGUCUGCGCUGGAUACAGACCAUCGAAAACAUCAACGAGAAUAUGAAGACAUUGGUCGGUGACAUUUUGAUCAGUGCAGGGUGUGUGGCUUACAUGGGUCCGUUCACCGACAAGUACCGACGCGCUCUGUUGGAGGACUGGCACAAUGUGGUGACGAAUGCUGGAGUCCCCCACACUGCAGACUGUAACCCUGUGUCCACACUGGGAGACCCAGUUACUAUCCGCAUCUGGCAACUGGACGGUCUGCCCAGAGACGUUCUGUCCACAGAGAACGCCGUCCUUGUCUUCAACUCCAAGCGAUGGCCCCUGUUCAUCGACCCACAAGGCCAGGCUAACCGUUGGGUUAAGAAUAUGGGCAAGGCACAGGGGCUGACCAUAUGUAAGCUGACAGACAGGGACCUGAUGCGCUCUUUGGAAGGUGCGGUCAGACUCGGGAAGCCCAUGCUGAUAGAGAACGUAGGCCUCGAGCUGGACCCUGCCCUGGAUCCAGUGUUGACCCGACAGACUUUCGUCCAGAGCAGCCAGGUGGUCAUCAAGUUAGGUGACGUCAUUGUACCCUUCAAUUCGGACUUCAGACUGUUCCUCACCACCCGGAUGGCCAACCCCCACUAUACUCCUGAAGUUGCUGUCAAGAUUCUCCUGGUCAACUUCACGCUUGUUCCCAGCGGUCUGCAGGAUCAACUGCUGGCGUUGGUGGUUAUGCAGGAGAGACCAGACUUGGAGGAGUUACGAUCCAACAUCGUGACCAGCAGCGCCCAAAUGAGAGCUGACCUCAAGGAAAUCCAGGACCGUAUCCUCAUCAAGCUCACCACCUCAGAAGGUUCUCCUGUUGACAACAUUGACCUCAUCUUGAUGUUGGAGGCAUCUAAAAUUAAAACAGAUGAAAUAAAGGAAAAAGUGGAAGCAGCAGAGAUGACACAGUUGGACAUUGACAAGACAAGGGCGUUGUACAUUCCGGUGGCAAAUCGUGGGCAGAUCCUCUUCUUCUGUCUCUCGGACUUAGCCAGUGUUGACCCCAUGUAUCAGUACUCCUUGGAAUGGUUCAUCAACAUCUUCAUCGGGAGCAUGAUCAAUACUGAGAAAACAAGCGAUAUCGACGACAGGAUCUAUGAUGUUAACGAGUACUUGACGUUUAGCCUGUACUCAAAUGUGUGUCGUAGCCUGUUUGAGAAGAACAAGCUGCAGUUCGCAUUCCUGCUCUGUGUCCGUAUCAUGCUGGACAAGGGCCUCAUCGACACCCACGAGUGGAUGUUCCUCUUAUCUGGCGGCUCCCCUCUUAAGGAAAUGCCAAAUCCAGCUCCAAAUUGGCUCUCCAGCCGAUCCUGGAGUGAAGUCCUCUCACUGGAGAAUCUGCCCAACUUUCACAAGUUUGUGGAGACUUUCUCCCUCCAUAUUGCUCGAUACAAGGAAAUAUUCGACUCCCCCGAUCCUCACCAACAGCCUAUUCCUGUCAGUGAACUCGAUGAGUUUCAGAAACUUCUUGUCCUUAAAUGUCUUCGGCCUGAUAAGGUGACUCAAGCCAUGCAGCAACUGGUGGCCGAGAGAUUGGGCCAAAGGUUCAUAGAGCCUCAGACCUCGGACCUUGCAAUGGUGUACAAGGAGGCGACCCCCAACACUCCCCUUGUAUUCGUCCUCUCCACAGGCACGGAUCCGGCUGCAGACCUCUACAAGUUCGCUGACAAGAUGAAAAUGAGCAAACGCCUCAUGUCCAUAUCUCUGGGCCAAGGACAGGGUCCUGUUGCCGAGAAGAUGUUCAUUGAGGCAAUGGAGAUUGGAAACUGGGUGUUCUUUCAGAACUGUCACCUGGCACCCAGUUGGAUGCCUCGGUUAGACCACCUUGUGGAGACCAUCAACCUGGACAAGACACAUAAGGAUUUCCGGGUUUGGCUCACCUCCACACCGUCCUCUGCCUUCCCUGUUGCUAUCCUCCAGAAUGGCUGUAAGAUGACAGUGGAACCUCCUAGAGGCAUUAAGGCUAACCUCCUCCGAGCGUACCUUAACCAGGUUCCUCAAUUCCAUGACUUCUUGAACUCCGAAAACCCCAAGGUCCAGACAUUUAAAUGGCUCCUGUUCUCUCUCUGCCUCUUCCAUGGAAUAUGUCUGGAGCGUCGCAAGUUCGGUCCGCUCGGUUUCAACAUUCCCUACGAGUUCACCGAUGGGGACUUGCGUAUCUGCAUCUCUCAGCUGCACAUGUUCCUCCUGGAAUACAGUGAUAUACCAUUCAAGGUACUUGAGUAUACGGCGGGGCACAUCAACUAUGGCGGUCGAGUGACAGACGACUGGGACCGCCGCUGCAUCAUGAACAUCCUGGCGGACUAUUAUAACAUGGAUGUCAUUUCGGGAGACCACACGUUUGAUGAGCCUGGAAUAUAUCAUCAGAUGCCAGAGGAGACAGAGAUGAUCAAUUACCUGGCAUACAUUCGAGAACUGCCCGUGAACGACAGUCCAGGGCUGUUUGGAUUGCACGACAACGCAGACAUGAGCUGUGCCCAGGCCACCACAUACGCGAGUCUGGCCGUGCUGCUCUCGCUCCAACCGAGGGUCGUUGGGUCAGCUGCCAGCAGCCAGGACGAGGUCACCAAGCAGAUGGCAGAGUCGUUGCUGCACCAGAUACCGCAGCCAAUACCCAAUAUUCCGGCUGUGCAGGAGAAAUAUCCGGUGCUCUAUGAGGAGUCACUGAACACCGUUCUGAUGCAGGAGGUUGUCAGAUUUGACCGAUUGCUGAGAUUGAUACACGCCACGCUGAAGGAUCUUCUGAAGGCGUUGGAAGGGCUGGUGGUCAUGUCCGACGCUUUAGAGAAGAUGUCCAACAGCCUUUUUACCAACGCUGUGCCUGCACAAUGGGCAAGCAAAGCGUAUCCUUCACUAAAACCGCUAGGAUCAUGGGUCGUCGAUUUACAACAAAGAAUACAUUUCAUCCAAGAUUGGAUAGACAAUGGGAUCCCUCCAUGCUUUUGGAUCUCAGGGUUCUACUUUCCUCAAGCUUUCCUGACUGGGUGUCUCCAGAACUACGCCAGGAAAUAUGUAGUUGCGAUUGAUUCAAUCAACUACGGCUUUGAAGUGCUGAGAGAGAGACCGACCAAGCGACCAGAGGAUGGCUGUGUUGUAUAUGGACUCUUCCUGGAAGGUGCACGUUGGAGCCCUAACCGACACUGUCUCACGGAGUCAAGGGCAAAGGAAUUGUACACAGAGAUGCCUGCCGUGUGGUUACUGCCGGAGGUGGGACACGAGGUGGCUGCCAGUGGUGUGUAUGAGAGUCCAGUGUACAAGACACUGGUGCGAGCCGGCACCCUGUCUACUACUGGCCACUCUACCAACUAUGUGCUCACCAUUGAGGUGCCCUCAGAGAUGCCCCAGAAACACUGGAUCAAGCGUGGUGUCGCUCUUUUCUGUGCCCUUGAUUAUUGAACACUCAGUUACGGGUUUAAUAAACUAAAUAUUUUGGCUGUUUA
This is a messenger RNA of Homalodisca vitripennis (glassy-winged sharpshooter), 4538 nucleotides long. RefSeq names its product dynein axonemal heavy chain 1-like. The record is from RefSeq and is a predicted model, not a curated record. Gene Ontology annotation, biological process: microtubule-based movement. Gene Ontology annotation, molecular function: dynein intermediate chain binding; minus-end-directed microtubule motor activity; dynein light intermediate chain binding. The transcript has 25 exons. Bases 1 to 4494 code for a protein of 1497 amino acids. Gene Ontology annotation, cellular component: dynein complex. NCBI's taxonomy places the organism in Eukaryota, Metazoa, Arthropoda, Insecta, Hemiptera, Cicadellidae.